Molecule: messenger RNA, 743 nt
Organism: Nicotiana attenuata
Lineage: Eukaryota; Viridiplantae; Streptophyta; Magnoliopsida; Solanales; Solanaceae
Product: protein IDA-LIKE 2-like
Exons: 1
Coding region: 192-443 (83 amino acids)
Biological process (GO): floral organ abscission
Source: RefSeq, a predicted model, not a curated record
CUCUAUAACCCAAACCAAAUGGCCCCUAUCAAAAAAGCCUUAUCAAACUUUUCAAACUUUCUACUUCAUGUCCUCUUCUUCUUUCUUCUUUCUAACAUUACUCUGCCAGUAGAAGAAACAUCUGAUAAAAUCUUCCAAAUAUUCCAUGUUUUCUCUGCUCCUUCUGAAUUGUCCAUAGAGUUUUCAAGAAUAUGAUCAGUUUCUUCAGAAGAAAAGUACCUCUUAAUAUAGUCUUUUGGAUGGCUAUUAUAUUAAUCACUAUUUUUGGUCAUUGUCAUGGUUCAAGAAGCAGCUCUCAAGUAUUUAACCCAAGUAGCCAAAGAAAUUCUCAUCAAUAUGGCCAUUUUUGGAACUUAUUGCCAAAGAGAAUUCCAAUACCAGCUUCUGGUCCAUCAAGAAAACACAAUGAUAUUGGUCUUAAGAGUACUUGGAGAUUACCCUGAUCAAAGCCAGUUUAUAUUUUCGAUUCGCCGAAAUCAAAUACUACUUGGGUUUUUUCUUUCUUUUGAUCGUGGGAGGCUACUAAUUAAUCUUCUUCUUUUUGGAUGAACACUGUAUAUUUUGGGUUUCAAGACUUUUUUUUUUUCUUUUUCUUUUUCUUUCUUGACUUUGAUGAUAUAACAAGGAUUGUAUUAGGUUGAUUUAGCUUCUUUUGGUUAUGGUGACAAGAAGGGAAGUGAAAAGAUGAAGAGGCUGAUAUAUGGUUAAUUAUUGCCUUAAUUCAAGAACAAUUUUUUGGUGUU